AUGGAUCCAUAACUUUAAUCUAACGUUGCCUAUACACCUAUCAAGAUCAAGUCGCCAAUAAACUUUUAGAUGAUGAAGGAGAAAUUAAGGCUUCAGUAGGAAUAAGCUAAGAAAAAGCUUUACCUUGUGGCGUUUGUUUCAGUAUUCUUUAUUGUGGCCUAAUUGAUUGGUGGAUACAUGGCGUAAUCCAUAGCCAUAUUUACAGACUCCGCUCAUUUGGCUUCUGAUCUAGUUGGAUUCGCAAUUUCUAUAUUCUCUCUGAUAAUUGCAGCUAAGCCAGCUACAAAAUCUCUUAGUUUCGGAUACCACAGAGCUGAAGUAGUAGGAACACUAGUUAGUAUCAUUUUUAUUUGGGGACUGACACUUUGGUUGAUUUAGGAAGCAACCUGGAGAAUUUUUUAUCCAAAAGAAGUACUAGGAGGUACAAUGCUCAUUGUUGCUAUAAUGGGUUUAAUAUUCAACCUGAUCUAGAUGAAGAUAUUGCACUCUGGAGAAGGUCAUCACCAUUUAGGUGGAGAUCAUCAUCACGAUCAUGGCCAUGGAAACAUAGAUCAUGACCACAGCCAUUAGAACAGCCCUCCAAAAAAGAAGAACUAUGGAGGACUUGUGUAAAAUUAGGAACUUAUGGAAGGACUCAUUGAUAAAUAAGGCUCUCAUUAACAUCAAAACAUAAUAAUGUCUCAUUAAACUCAAGAAAAAUCAAUAUACCAAGAUGCUCCUAGAUGGAAUAUCAAUGUGACUAGCGCUUAUUUGCAUGUUUUAGGCGAUCUCCUAAUGAGUGUUGGAGUUAUCAUUGCUGCCGUCAUCAUUUAUAUAAAGCCAGAGUUUAAAAUUGUAGAUCCAUUAUGUACCUACUUGUUUUCAGUAAUCAUUUGCUUUACCACUAUUCCUAUCUUUAAGGAAUGCAUGUUUGUAUUAUUAGAGGGCUCUCCUAAAGCUAUUGACACUUAGAAGCUAGAAGAAGAUUUGCUCAUGCUUGAGGGUGUGCAAGAAGUACAUGACUUUCAUGUUUGGGCAAUGAGCGUCAAUAAAUUUGCACUUAGUGCACAUUUGUUAUCAGACACACCUAGUAAGACACUAGACUUAGCAACAGAUUUAUGCAGAAGAAAAUAUAAGAUUUUCCAUACCACACUAUAAAUUGAGUGUGCAGAUAUGAAAAAUAAACAUCAGUUUGUCUGUGAAAAUGAUCUUCAUGAAUGA
Stylonychia lemnae is the source of this 1200-nucleotide messenger RNA. Lineage: Eukaryota; Ciliophora; Spirotrichea; Sporadotrichida; Oxytrichidae. The record is from the annotation of a GenBank genome assembly.